AUGGUGUCAAUCAUACAAUUGAAGGAGAAGAAACUAAUGGAUAUCAAAAUACAGGAACUGCCGAGCUGGAUACUGAUGUGGGAUUCCACCCCUGAAGGCAUUGCUGGAGUGUUUCAAAGAGGUUACUACCAGAAGAAGAAAGGGAACAUUGCUGAGCUUUCUAUGGUACUGGCAGCUUAUGUGUUUUUUAACUACUGCCGUUCUUAUAAGGAACUCAAAUAUGAGCACUAA
This is a messenger RNA of Myotis myotis, 231 nucleotides long. Its product is annotated as ATP synthase subunit f, mitochondrial-like. The transcript has a single exon. The record is from RefSeq and is a predicted model, not a curated record. The coding region runs from base 1 to 231 and encodes 76 amino acids. Gene Ontology annotation, molecular function: proton-transporting ATP synthase activity, rotational mechanism. Gene Ontology annotation, biological process: proton motive force-driven mitochondrial ATP synthesis. Lineage: Eukaryota; Metazoa; Chordata; Mammalia; Chiroptera; Vespertilionidae.